AUGCAACAGAGAGUCACCGGCGAGAAGACGCACGAGUUUCGAAAAUACCUCAUCAAUUCAUCAGUGAAGCGAAUUUGGUUCUAUCGAACUGCACUCCACUCAAGUAUUAAAUACAUCUGCGAGAUUCUUCCAGCUCAAACUCGCAAUGUUGGCGAUGCCCUACCCGAAGAGAACGGAAUCGAUAACAAGGAAUACAACGAACACCACAAAGACUGGGACGAAUAUGAUUAUGCCCACAAGAUCACUUCGGGCUAUCGACUCGAUGAGCCGCUUACGCUGGACAAGUUGCAAAGCAUGUACGAAAUGACGUUUGCUCCGCAAGGACUUGUGUAUGUCCCCUCAUCGAUUCUGGAGGACUUCCGCUGGAUAAACGCAACCAAGCUCCCGUGA
Molecule: messenger RNA, 390 nt
Organism: Dissoconium aciculare CBS 342.82
Lineage: Eukaryota; Fungi; Ascomycota; Dothideomycetes; Mycosphaerellales; Dissoconiaceae
Exons: 1
Coding region: 1-390 (129 amino acids)
Source: RefSeq, a predicted model, not a curated record